GGGUGCUCGCUCAAAACGGGCAGUGCCGGCGGCACCAUCGGCUCUCCGGUACACGUGGACGAAGCCCGCCUGCUGCGCGUCUUCUCUCCCUGUCCUUGCCUCGUCAGGCUGUGCCCCCAAGGAGAGGCGAGGCGCAGCGCGGGUGGUGGCGGGCUCUCUUGCGGCCCGCGUGCCGAAGCCGUGCCUCGCUCGCUGCGAAGAUGCGUUUCCACUGCGCCUUUCCAAUUCGUGCCGUCUUUCCCCUCCCCCUCUGCUUUCCUCUCGCAAUGCGACCUCCACCGCCGUCCACGCAACCAACCAACAACGGCGAAAAGCCACGACUAACUCGUCCUGCCCCGCCGCUCCACCGCGCUCUCGCUCUCACUCGUGCUGCCGCCCACCGCCUUCGCCUCUGCGACUUCUCCAUUUCUCACCGCACCUCCGCUGUCCCACGAUGUCUCUCCCCGUCAUCGACAUCUCGCCGCUGUACAACGACAACAAGGAUGACUUGCUGCGCGUUGCCCACGCCAUCGACGACGCGUGCCGCACGUGGGGCUUCUUCUACAUCACCGGCCACGGCAUCCCCAAGGAGCGUGUCGCGAAGCUGACGGAGAUGGCGGACAGGUUCUUCGCCCUGCCGGAAGAAGAGAAGAUGAAGAUCAAUAUCGAGGAGACCGCCCAUCACCGUGGCUACGGCUCGUACACGGCGGAGCAGCUGGACCCCAGCAAGCCGGGCGACUGGAAGGAGACCUUCGACAUGGGUUGCCACCUGCCGCUGGACCACCCCUCCGUGGUGGCCGGCCAGCCUCUCCGCGGCCCCAACAACCACCCGACCUCGAUUGAGGGCUGGACGGAGCUGAUGGAGCAGCACUACGCGGACAUGCAGAAGAUGGCGUUGCAGCUGCUGCGUGCGCUUGCUCUGGCGAUCGGCAUCGAUGAGGGCUUCUUUCAGGACAAGUUUACUGAACCGUUGAGUGGCUUCCGCAUGAUCCGCUACCCUGCGCUGCCGGACGAGAAGGGCCGCGUGGUGUGCGGCGCGCACACGGACUACGGCAUCGUGACGCUGCUGUACCAGGACAAGGCCGGCGGUCUGCAGGUACAGAACCUGAGCGGCGAGUGGAUGGAUGCGCCGCCGAUCGAGGGCAGCUACGUGGUGAACAUUGCCGAUAUGAUGUCGAUGUGGAGCAACGGGCGCUACAAGAGCACGCCGCACCGCGUUGUGAACGUCGGCGUGGAGCGCAUCUCGAUGCCGUUCUUCUGCGAGCCGAACCCCGAGACCGUGAUUUCGUGCCUGCCGAACUGCUUCGACGAGCAGCACCCCGCCCUCUUCCCCGACGUGAAGGCCGUUGACUGGAUGGAUAAGUGCUUCAAGGAAACGUACGCCUUCCGUACGCGGAAAGACAACCUGGAGAAGCCGACCGCGAAAGCUUAA
Molecule: messenger RNA, 1411 nt
Organism: Leptomonas pyrrhocoris
Lineage: Eukaryota; Euglenozoa; Kinetoplastea; Trypanosomatida; Trypanosomatidae
Product: putative thymine-7-hydroxylase
Exons: 1
Coding region: 434-1411 (325 amino acids)
Molecular function (GO): dioxygenase activity
Source: RefSeq, a predicted model, not a curated record